UCGGCACUAUGGAUGACCAAACAACUUCUGUUCGCCAACAACACCUUUUUAACGUUAACAAAUUGCACCGACACUUGUUAGGGAGACUGCACAGUGUUUCAGAAAACACAGUGCUUUCUGUACGGCAGUAUAGCUCUGGUCAGUCCAACCCAACAUUUUUACUUGAGACUCCAGAUAAGUAUUAUGUGCUCAGAAAGAAACCUCCGGGUCCUUUGCUGCCUGGUGCCCACAAGGUGGAUAGAGAGUAUGCUGUACAGAAGGCCCUGCAUUCUGCUGGGUUUCCUGUACCCAGGCCUGUGCUGUAUUGCUCAGACACUGACGUCAUUGGCACAGAGUUCUACAUCAUGGAGCAUGUGCCGGGGCGUAUAUUUCGAGACCCACGGCUCCCAGGCCUCUGCGCAGCCGAGCGAGGUGCCUUGUACGUGGCUGCCGUCGAGGUGCUGGCCAGGCUUCACUCUGCUGACCUCACUGAGCUUGGUCUUGUGGGAUAUGGGAAAGGAGCAGGUUACUCUAAGAGACAAGUAUCCACCUGGACAAAACAGUACAAAGCCUCGGCGCACAGGAGCAUUCCAGCUAUGGACGAGCUUUCUGAUUGGCUGAGCAGCAAUGUGCCGACCAGUGACGACAAGGUGGCCCUGGUUCAUGGCGACUUUCGAGUCGACAACUUGAUCUUCCAUCCGACUGAGGCUCGAGUGCUAGCUGUGCUGGAUUGGGAGCUGUCCACGACUGGUCAGCCUACCGCAGACCUGGCCUACUUCCUCAUGCCACACUACUGCCCCUCCCACAUUGGGGUCAUCAGCACUCUGGGUGGAGUUUCCGGAAUAGAGGGUAUUCCUCCUCCAGGGGAAUUGAUCUCCCUCUACUGCCACUGUCGUGGGAUUCCUCCAUCUCUUCCCAAGCAGAAUUUCUUCAUCGCCUUGGCCAUGUUUAAAAUGGCCUGCAUCGCACAGGGUAUCUAUGCAAGAUAUUUGCUGGGGAAUGCUAGUGCUCCUGAUGCAGCCAGGUUCGGAGAAAGCGUGGAGCCCCUAGCCUGUCUGGCUCUGAACAUCGCCCACAGUUCUUCAUUAGAGUUGCCUGUUUCUGAUAGGCUAUUUCUCCAGUCACCAAAAGGUCAUGCUGUACUCCAGCAGGUCAAGAGGUUCAUGAAACGUCACAUCCUGCCUGCUCAGCAGCAAAUCAUGGAGUAUUAUGCCAAACACACUGAUGGUACCCAGAGGUGGCAAACGCCUCCAGUGCUAGAGGAUCUGAAAGCCAAAGCUCGUGCUGCAGGCCUGUGGAAUCUGUUCCUGCCUGCAGUAAGUGGACUGUCACAGCUAGACUACUCUUACAUCGCAGAGGAAACUGGACGGUGCUCUUAUGCCCCUGAGGUCUUCAAUUGCCAGGCCCCAGACUCGGGCAACAUGGAGGUGUUGCAUCUUUUUGGAUCAGAAGAGCAGAAGAAACAGUGGCUGGAGCCAUUACUGCAAGCAGAGAUUCGCUCCUGCUUCUGCAUGACUGAGCCAGAUGUUGCUUCCAGCGAUGCCACGAACAUGGAGUGUACCCUUCACAAGGACAAAGAGCACUACGUCAUCGAUGGGAGGAAAUGGUGGAGCAGUGGUGCAGGUAACCCAAUGUGUAAGCUCGCCGUGGUGAUGUGCAGGAGCAAGUCAGCUGACUUGAACAGUACCAGACAUAGUCAGCACAGUAUGAUUUUGGUUCCCAUGGACACGCCUGGUGUAAGGAAGAUCCGACCGCUAACUGUGUUUGGACAAGACGAUGCCAGCCAUGGUGGCCAUUUUGAGAUCCAUUUUGACAAUGUGCGUGUUCCAACCUCCCACAUUCUUCUGGGGGAGGGCCGAGGCUUCGAGAUAGCGCAGGGGCGUCUGGGCCCAGGCAGACUGCACCACUGCAUGCGGGCCGUGGGCGUGGCAGAGAGGGCCCUGGAGCUCCUGUGCCAAAGGGCAGCCAGCCGCUGCGCCUUCAGGAAGAUGCUGUAUCAACACGAGGUUGUGUCUCAUUGGAUAGCAGAGUGUCGCCUCGCUAUUGAACAGACCCGCCUGCUGGCUCUCCACGCUGCUUACACACUCGACACUCAUGGUAACAAGGCGGCUAGGAAACAGAUUGCAAUGAUAAAGGUGGCAGCUGGUAGGAUGGCAUGUAAAGUGGUGGACUGCGCUAUCCAGGUUCAUGGGGGUGCUGGAGUGUCUGAGGACUUCCCCCUUGCCCAGAUGUAUGCGUACGUGCGGACACUGCGAUUAGCUGAUGGCCCCGACGAGGUUCACCUGUCCUCCAUCGCCCGACUGGAGCUCACGGAUCAGCUCAGACGAACGGCUGCUAAACUGUAAACAAACCCUCUCUGAGCUCUAAAUGUCAUUACUUAGUUAAAAUAAAUAUUACAUUUAAUUCAUCAGUUUUACAUAAACAGCAUAUAACUGAAGACACUAAAUCAGCCUCUAAUGGAGUACUGACUCCACCAAUAUAAAGAUUACCGUAGGCUAUUUAAUAUCAGGCAUCAGAUUUCGCAUCAUUCACUUUGUUAUAGCAGUGUGACAUGAAAUUUUGUAAUAAACUCAACUAAAUUCUUCCUGAAA
Electrophorus electricus (electric eel) is the source of this 2570-nucleotide messenger RNA. RefSeq names its product acyl-CoA dehydrogenase family, member 11 (gene acad11). Gene Ontology annotation, cellular component: cytoplasm; mitochondrion. Lineage: Eukaryota; Metazoa; Chordata; Actinopteri; Gymnotiformes; Gymnotidae. The record is from RefSeq and is a predicted model, not a curated record. Gene Ontology annotation, molecular function: flavin adenine dinucleotide binding; acyl-CoA dehydrogenase activity. Gene Ontology annotation, biological process: fatty acid beta-oxidation using acyl-CoA dehydrogenase.